CGCUACUAUAUAUAAGACACAAGAUUACCGGUUGACACGCGAAGGACAAACACGAAAAUUGCGUUUUGUAAUACGUUUUGUCAUUUUUGAAAAAAAUGUAUGACCAAAUCGAGUAACUAAUAUUUUACAAAAAUGCACUGAAAGUUUAAACGACACAAUUUAGUUGAAAUAAAAUAUUAUUAUUAAGUAAAAUUGUAGAAUCAAAUAUUUUCAUUCCAUAAGUCUGUCUGGCAGCCAUGAAUUUCUGUACGAGGAUAGAAUAUUUUUGGAUUCUCAUAAUUACUGAUAUAGUUUUCUGUUGUUAUUGUACGUACAACGUCGGUGCACGAGGAGGGACAACACCUGCGUGUACCUGCUGAUACACCCCCGGCUGUGCCGUUGGUCGACGUCAAAUAGAACAGUUGCUCACCGUGUCGACACAAAGAAAGAUCUUUCUUGAACCGCUAUACAUCAGCAUUUUUUCAAAUAACGUCAAGUGACAUUUGUGCUCGUGUUACACGGUUCAUUUCGCAAACAAUCUAAACAGCUACCGUAUCUAAAGUACGGUAAACAUGUACGAUACCUGGGAACAAUGUUUACUUGCAAAAUAUUGUGCAAUGCCUCAGCAAGAUUUAUUGUAUCUGCAACACGAUAUUUUCACCGAUGAAAAUUUCGUUGAGAAGGCUUUUAUUUAAAUAAAAUCGCCCGCAACGCAUUGAAAGUCGAGACAAUCGACGCGUCGGUUCUCUUCAAUCCAAAAUUUAAAUUGCGCCCUUACCAUGACGUCGUUUUACGACAGUCGUGAUUAUUACAAAAAAAUGUUGGAACUUCAGGAAAAAUUGCGGAAGAGCGAAGAAGAGAGGAUAAGAUUAGAAGAAAGAUUCAAAGUACUCUUACAAGAGUCUCGUAACAGGCACAAUACAUGUAUAAAUCGACUACGUUUCAGAUACAUGGAAUUUUUAGAGGAACAACGUACGACGGAUGAACGAAAUCAUAAACUUCUAGAAGCACUGGAUAGAGUAGACAAUAGUCUCGCAGUGAUGACAGCAAGAACGGAUAGACUUAACAUUCUUAGAAAACAUUAUGAAGCUUAUCUUCGUCAAAUCUGUGCGACACAUGCAGAUGACACCAAUGAUAUGUCGAGUCAAAAGAGUAAUAAGUACCUGAGAACAGCUGUCAACGAGCGAGGGAAUUCAUUACCUCACGAACCGAAGAAUAUUCCACCGACACAAUCGUUUCGGUCGAAUUAUCAAACGAGUAAACCUGUUUUCUCUUCCCCGUCGAAAACGACAAAACCGAUGCAAAGUACAUACACCACUAAUUAUCCACUAAGUUCAAUAGAGUCGAAAACGAAUCAGCAAACGAAUAACCAUAGUACUUUACAAAUGUACCCAAAAGUUCAACAGCAGCAAUUGUCGUUGCCCAACUUAUCAGACUUCCAACAAAGUCAUCCGUACAAUAAUAACUUGCGUUUUGCUACUCACGACUUUGAAAUCGAUCCAAAGCUGAAAAUUCUACACGCAACGCCAAACCCUCAAAUUAAUUUGUCAAAAGAACGGGCCGUCCAUUUUAAUCCGUUCUCGACUCAACGAACAGUCAGGGCUGUGCCGCAUUUCGCAAUGUCUUCUCGUAUUAAUGAUAAUAAUCCUCUGGACAUGCAAAACCGAACGUCAUCUUUACAGUACCACAUCAGUCCAUCGUAUCGGUUGCAGCAUAGCAACGAAACGCCACUGGACAACUUGCAAACGCGAAUUAAAAGCGAGAAGUUCGUUAGUUUCAAGGAUACACCUAGAAUCGUGGAGUACAGUGUCUCUGAUACACCGUUGUUGAAUCCGUCGUUGAACUUAGACUCGAGUCCUCGUUCAAAUUACUCGGAUUAUUCUUUUAACGAUUCUCUAUACAGUAAGCCUUACGAUUACUAUAAGAACAAGCAACCUGAAUAUUUUGUGCCGAAAUAUUCGAGCGACGUAAACGCGAACCAAAGAAGUACGAGACAAGUCCGCGCGGAAGAAAGCAAUGAUAAUGCAUCGCCAACGUCGGACAAUGAGUUCGACAGGUACAUCGAUAAGAUUCGAAAACUGCAUCACGACUUAGACAAGCAAAGUUUGGAGGAAAAUCGUCAGCUCGACGCGGCGCCAUUGAAUGACACAAGUUCCGCGAAAGACAAACCAGACGAAGAUCUCACGAGGGAAGUGAAAAAGGUCCUGGCUCUAGCGGAGAAUCUAGUGACCAGAACGAUGACCGCGAACGGCGCAAAACACUUGGAAAAAAUGGACGACGAUAAAAAUAGCGAUCUGGAAUUGAUUCCGACUGCGCAAAGCCGCGCGCCAGUUCCCGAAAGAAAUCAUGUUGAAAUGUCGGAUGCGCGCGAAGGACGCGCCGCAUCAAUGGCGCGUGCGGAAGACAGAAUUAGCGAGGAUAUUACGUUACCCCGGCCAGAAUUAGAUUCGCAUGAAAAUAUUGAAAUGCCGAAAAAUCAGCGUGCCGGCUUCAUUGACGGCGCUCACGCCGCGGUAUCUUCGCUCGAGACAGAGAAUGAUGACUCGGUUCGUUCCGCGGAAGGAAAUGGGUAUCGCAUGGCGGAAGAGACGAAACUGGAACAGUAUUUGCUCGGUCCCACCGAAGAACUGGAACCGUGGAAUUUGAGCGACGUCGAGAAACAAAUCAAAGAAAUAGAUUUAAUCGGGGACACUGAAGAGCGAACCACGAUAGAAGAAUUGGUUUCCCAGGAGCCCCCAUUAAUCGAAGAUAAUAUGCAAAUUGAACCAGACAUCGAGGACGUUGCGCACAAUCAACUGGACGAGCAAAAUGUCGGGGAUUAUAUUAAUGCGCAAGAAGUAAUUUUAAAUGAUGCCACUGACGAAAUCAGAAUGGAGGACGUAGAUGAUGCGAUUCCUGCUUCGCAGUAUCAAGGACCGGAGCAGGAAGAUGAACGCUGUUUGAAUACAGAGGAUAUUGUUCAAAAUGUAGAAUCAAGCAAUGUAGAAUCGAGCAAUGAAUUCGACGAACAAAAGGAUUACGAAGGCGAUGAGAAAGAAGAAUCUGAAAUGAAGCCUGUGCUCGAUGGAAACGAAGAUAACGAGCAAAUAAUUGCAACGCUAGAGGAGCAAAAUGAUCAACAUUAUGAGGGGCACGAUCAGGUGCAAGAUUAUGUCCACGCGAAUGAAGCGGAGUAUCCUGGCAUAAACGAGGAAUAUAAUUAUGAUCAGAACGAGUCGUACGGCUAUGAUAAAAAGGAAGAGUACCAGGAAUAUGCUGACCAGGAAUAUCCGCAAGAAUCGAAUGAACAGUACGAAGGUUAUGCGGGCGAGCAAUACGAUCAAUACGUUAACGAUCCUGCGAACAUGUACGAACAGGACCCUAACGCACAAUAUCAGGAGGAAGAGAAUCAGAAAUACUCGUAUCCUUAUAAUGAACAAUACGAUGCUAAUCAGGAGUACGUAACAGAUGGAAAUCAAGAUUACGAGGCUAGCAAACCGGAAGUCCCGGAAGAGCAGGAGUACAAAACGGAACAGGAAGACAAUCAGGAAUAUCUAGAACCUCAAGUAGAAUCAAAAAGUGAUGAAAAAGAGGAUAGCCUGGAGAAAGGUGACGAGGAUCAAAGCGAGAAAGUAGCUUCCAAAAAUGAGCCCAAGAAGAAAAAGGAUGUGAUAAAAUCUCUGCUGGAUUCUGAUACAGAUAGCACCAUCGAACGAAACGUUUCGAACACGGAAAGUGAUUUUGAUUUUAAUUGAAUCGUGAAAACCGGCUGAUACGAUGGUUAUUCAUUUCUGUGUACGAUAUAUGGAUAGCUAUGUAAUCCUUUUAAACAAUUAAAACCGUUAGUUUCCGAGGGUGAUAAUUUUUGAAUGCACAUCUGCAUGAUCCACGACUAGAAGAAAUUAGUGCAAACUGUAAUAUAAUAUUAUUUUAAUGCAAUA
Messenger RNA from Nomia melanderi (Alkali bee), 3899 nucleotides. RefSeq lists its product as uncharacterized. The record is from RefSeq and is a predicted model, not a curated record. Lineage: Eukaryota; Metazoa; Arthropoda; Insecta; Hymenoptera; Halictidae. Gene Ontology annotation, cellular component: centrosome. Gene Ontology annotation, biological process: spindle organization.